AUGAUUAGACAAAUAUUCACUAGACAGCUUCCCUACUUAAAAAGGCAUCUUUCUUCUUCACAGUUAGUAGCUGCAGCAAAUGGAUUGAAGUCUAAAAAUGGGAAUGGAAGAAAUGCAAUUCUUCAGACGAUAUUAGCUAUUCAACAAGAAGGAGGAUCCAGUUCAUACCAAUCUAACGUACGUAACAGAGACUUAGGUAUAAGGAAUAAUGACCAAUUUACUAAUUCAAGAAAGGAGAGUGAGAAGUGGAGAACCAAUAAAAAUACUAAUACGUCUGAGGAUAUUAAUACCAGGAGAGGGAGGACUGAUACUGGCUUCUCUAAUGGUAAACUUUUUGAUAAUAAAUAUAAAAGAAAUGGCAAGUUGAAUAGUGGUAAUUUGAAUAGAAUUCCACAUCGUAGAAGAGAAAUUAAUUGGACUACAGGAACUGCAAAACAGCAGGAAGUAGCAAAUUCAACAGUAAAACAGAUCUUAGAGAUCAAUAAUCGAGGUUACAUAAAGUAUGUUGACUCAGCAACCAAUUCAAUUCAAAGAACAACGAUUUUCAAUUUAUCUAAUGAAAUAGAUCUUGAUGUAGAUGCAUUAUUUAUAGCAAACGUUGAAAAAAAUGAGGAUUCAGGGAUUACUUUGCCGCUUAUUAAAUUAGUUAAAUCUGAAAUUGCUUUAAAGAAAUAUUCCGAUACAUUAGCCAAAAAAAAGGAUAUAGAGUUAGGAUUAGCUUCCAAGAAUAAUAGAAAAGUAAAAAAGUCAAAUGCAGUUAAAAGUGUUAAAGUAUCUUGGCAAAUUAGUCUUGAUGAUUUGUUAAAACAGAAAAAGUCAGAAAUUUCAAAGAUUAUUGAAAAAGGUAACAAGUUACAAAUAUGUAUUGGUAAUAAGAAUGAUUUUAAAAGUGAUUUUUUAGACAAAUUUGAAUAUUUAGACAAAAGCGAGAACAAUACACCAUCUAAUGAUCUAAAUGAAGCAGAAUUGAAAAAAAGAGAAGCAAUACUUAAUAAAAUAGAACAAAUUUUUCAAGAACUUCAAAUAAAAAGUAAAAUGGUUGGUGAUAUUGGUGGAAUGCUAUUGAUCAAUUGUGAGGCUUUAAAGCAAUCAAAAUCCGAAAAAUCAAUGAAUAAAUAUGACUUAAAAGCUGCUAAAAAGAGAGAAAGGCAAGAAAAGCUGGCUAAACGUACUGCCAAAAAACAAGGCCUAUUGAACUAA
Henningerozyma blattae CBS 6284 is the source of this 1200-nucleotide messenger RNA. RefSeq names its product Aim23p (gene AIM23). The coding region runs from base 1 to 1200 and encodes 399 amino acids. Lineage: Eukaryota; Fungi; Ascomycota; Saccharomycetes; Saccharomycetales; Saccharomycetaceae. The record is from RefSeq and is a predicted model, not a curated record. The transcript has a single exon.